Myotis daubentonii (Daubenton's bat) is the source of this 1851-nucleotide messenger RNA. RefSeq names its product NADPH oxidase activator 1 (gene NOXA1). The record is from RefSeq and is a predicted model, not a curated record. Lineage: Eukaryota; Metazoa; Chordata; Mammalia; Chiroptera; Vespertilionidae. Gene Ontology annotation, biological process: superoxide anion generation. Gene Ontology annotation, molecular function: protein binding; superoxide-generating NADPH oxidase activator activity.
GGCGUGGUCAUGCGGGAAGGGGCGGGGCCUUCCUGCCCCGGGGGGCGCCUAGGAGAGCAGGUGGCGUGGCGCACCUGGCUCUCACGGACAUCCUGCCCCCGGGCACGUGCCCAACAGUCAGUCCGUCUCCCCUGACCCCCCGACCCGCCUCGGGGGGACCCCACAGCCCGACCCCAUCUCCGGACCCAGACUUCCCUGCUCUGCGGUCAUCUCCCCGGACCCUUCCCUGGACCCCACCCGCCACCUGCCGCGCUCCUACCCGGAAGCAGGGACUUCCGCGGCGGCGAGACAGGUGCCGACGCCGCCAUGCCCUCGCUCGGGGACCAGGUGCGAGACUGGCAGCGGGGCGUGGAGGCCGUGGAGCGCGGGGACUGGGGCUGCGCGCUGCGCCUCUUCUCGGGCUUCCCGGAGCCGCCCGCCAAGAUGUGCUUCAACGUGGGCUGCGUGCACCUGCUGGCCGGGGACCCGGAGGCCGCGCUGCGGGCAUUUGACCAGGCAGUGACCAAGGACGCCUGCCUGGCUGUUGGCUUCUUCCAGCGCGGAGUGGCCCGCCUCCAGGUGGGGAGGUCCCAGGAGGCCCUGGCGGACUUCCAGCAGGCCCUGGCCCAGCUGAGGGGGAACGCCGCCAUCGACUACACGCAGCUGGGCCUGCGCUUCAAGCUGCAGGCCUGGGAGGUGCUGUUCAACGCGGCGACCGCGCAGUGCGCACUGGGGCUCUGGGCCGAGGCCACCCGCAGCCUCGAGGCAGCCGCCGCCACGGGGCCCGACGGGGCCCGCGGGGACCUGCGCGUCGCCCUGGCUCAAGUGCAGAAACAGGCUCCCCUGCAGCCCCGGCUGGUCCCCAGGGGCGAGGUCUUCCGGCCCCCCCGGCGGCACCUGGAGCACCUGGAGCGUGUGGACUUCCUGGGCAAGGCCAAGGUGGUGGUGGCCUCUCCUGCGCUCGAGGCCCGAAACCAGGGCGUCUGGCCUCAGCGGCCUCAGGUUCAGGGUGAGGAUGGUGGAGCCAGGCCCCAGGCUGGCCCAAGGGCCCUCGACACAGGCGCCUGCAGAGCCGACACCCCCGUGGACCCCAAGACGCCCUCCCAUGCAGACCUGGAGGCUGGGCCUGACCAGGCCGGGCGGGCCGGCCCCUGUGCGCCCGGCACCUCUGACGAGCAGGCCCCUGCCCUGGCCCCCACCCCCGGCCCAGCAGAGCCCUGGCUUCCCUUGCAGAGGCCCCGCGCGGACCAACUUGGCAAGCAGGUUCCUCUAGGGCCGCUGGCGCCCGGGGGGCCGGACCCUGAACCUUCUGAGGGCCCCACAGGUGCUGGGGGCGUGGCCGCCGGGGACCCCGAGUCCUGGGUGACCGUCACGGUGCAGUGCGCCUUCACCCUGGCCCUGCAGGCCCCCCGCGGAGCAGACCUGUCCCGCCUGAGGGCCCUGCUGGGCCAGGCCCUCCCUCUCCAGGCCCAGCAUGGGCAGCUCAGUUACCAAGAGCCGGGUGACAGCGGGCGCUGGGUCCCCCUCCCCGAGGAGGGCCUGCGGGGGGCCCAGCAGGAGGCGGCCUUGGGCCCUGAAGGGCUGCGGCUGCAGUGCCGGGCAGCGGGCGGCCGGCCUGUCCUCUACCAGGUGGUGGCCCAGCACAGCUACUCCGCCCAGGGGCCCGCGGACCUGGGCCUGCAGCCGGGGGACACCGUGGACGUGCUGUGUGAGGUGGACCAGGCCUGGCUGGAGGGCCACUGCGACGGCCGCAUCGGCAUCUUCCCCAAGAGCUUCGUGGUCCCCGCGGGCCCGCGCUGAGGAGCCGGCUGCUGCCCCCCACCCGCCAACUGCCCUGCCCCCCGCCCCCGCCCCCCACCCGCCAACUGCCCU